Cladophialophora immunda is the source of this 4051-nucleotide messenger RNA. RefSeq lists its product as uncharacterized. The transcript has a single exon. Gene Ontology annotation, cellular component: nuclear envelope; cytosol. Bases 175 to 3324 code for a protein of 1049 amino acids. The record is from RefSeq and is a predicted model, not a curated record. Gene Ontology annotation, biological process: protein import into nucleus. Gene Ontology annotation, molecular function: small GTPase binding. Lineage: Eukaryota; Fungi; Ascomycota; Eurotiomycetes; Chaetothyriales; Herpotrichiellaceae.
CUUCUCCCUCGCCGCCAUCGACUGCCACCUGCAAAUGAGAAAAAUUUAUCUGCUGGCAGGACCUGUCUCGGCAUCCUCACAACGUCUGCUUUGCUGUGAAGCUUCUGUGAUUUCCUAGGCUGUUUUGUUGUAUUCAAGCAUUGGCCCUAUCAAGGGCAGCAUUCUUCGACGACCAUGGAUCUGAGAACCACCAUCCAGUCGACUUUGUCAGCCGACGCAACCAUCCGCUCCCAAGCUGAGACGGCCCUGAAGCAAGCUGAACAGCAUCCUGGCUUCAUCGGAGCCCUCCUCGACAUCCUACAGUCAGAGCAGGACCCUCCCAUCCGCCUGUCGGUUGCCGUCUACCUCAAGAAUCGAAUAUCCCGGGGAUGGGCCACCGAACACACUCCUCACCAGCCCAUUUCCGAGCCUGAACGAAAGCCCUUCAGAGAUCGCUUACUGCCUGUCUUGUCCUCCUCUCCUCCGCUGAUUCGAGCACAGCUCAUUCCCAUCCUCCAGACCAUCCUGCAGUACGAUUUUCCCACAAAAUGGCCCGAGCUGAUGGAUAUUACGCUGCAAUUGAUGAAUACUCAAGAUGCCAACCAGGUCUAUGCAGGGCUGCAGUGUCUGUUGGCUGUUUGUCGCACAUAUCGUUUCCGCGCUGGGGAAGAAAGGCAAAAUUUGGACAAGGUCGUCAACGUGGCCUUCCCCACCUUGUUGGGCAUCGGCAAUAAGUUGGUGAAUGAAACCAGUCUGGAAGCAGGUGAAAUGCUCAGGAUAUGCGUCAAAUGCUACAAACAUGCUGUCUACUAUGGCCUACCUGUCCCGCUCCAGUCGCACCAGGCGACUGUGGACUGGUGCACUCUCUUCUUGACCAUCAUCUCAAAGAAGCCUCCGGAGAGUGCUAUGCCCGACGAUGCUGAAGACCGGGAACGCAAUCAUUGGUGGAAAGCACGGAAAUGGUCCUACGCAAACCUCAACAGGCUCUUUGUGAGGUAUGGGAACCCAUCAGCGCUGUCCUCGGCUCAAGAGAAGGAAUAUGGUGGAUUCGCAAAGAACUUCAUCACAAAUUUUGCGCCGGAAAUUCUCAAGGGCUAUCUCGGCGAAAUUGAGAAAUGGGUUGGGGGCAAUCACUGGCUGAGCAAGCCUUCUUUGUCGUACACCUUGAUCUUUCUAGAAGAAUGUGUGAAGCCCAAAGCGAUGUGGGACAAGCUCAAGCCGCACAUGGACAGCCUCAUCAAACAUUUGAUCUUCCCAGUCAUGUGUCUUUCCGACGAGGACUUGGAAUUGUUCACAGACAAUCCGGCCGACUACUUGCACCGGAAACUCAACUACUACGAGGAAGUCUCUGCGCCAGACAUGGCCGCGACCAAUUUUUUAAUCGCUCUGACAAAAUCGCGGAAACAACAGACUUACGUCAUCCUCUCGUACGUCAAUGAGGUCGUUUCUCGCUACGAGUCUGCUCCGGAUGACCAAAAGAACCCGCGAGAGAAAGAUGGUGCUCUUCGGAUGAUAGGUUCCCUCGCAUCGGUCAUAUUGGGCAAGAAGAGCCCGAUUGCCGAUCAGGUUGAAUACUUCUUCGUGCGCCAUGUGUUCCCCGAGUUUAGGUCCCCCCAUGGCUUUCUGCGGGCUAGAGCCUGUGAGACAAUGGAGAAGUAUGAGCAGCUGGAUUUCAAGGACCAGAACAAUCUCAUGAUCAUCUACCAGAACAUAAUGGAGUCCAUGGCUGAUCCAGAACUGCCUGUCAGGGUGGAGGCUUCAUUGGCCCUGCAACCCCUUAUCAGGCAUGAUGCCAUCCGCAUCACAAUGCAGUCGAACAUUCCACAAAUCAUGCAUCAACUGCUGCAAUUGAUGAACGAAGUUGACGUCGACUCGCUGUCCAACGUCAUGGAGGACUUUGUCGAAGUUUUCGCAGAGCAACUCACCCCCUUUGCGGUAGCACUGAGUACCAAUCUGCGAGACACGUAUCUUCGAAUCAUCCGGGAAAUUCUGGAACGGAAUGAGGCCAGGGCGGCGGAAACUGGCGAUGCACACAACGAGUAUCUGGACGACAAGUCCAUCGCGGCGCUAGGAGUGCUGCAGACAGUCGGCACUCUUAUUCUUACUCUCGAGGCAACACCAGACGUUCUGCUCCUUCUCGAAUCCAUCCUUAUGCCGGUCAUUACCAUCACCCUGGAAAACAAGCUCUAUGAUCUCUACAACGAAGUCUUUGAAAUCAUUGAUUCGUGUACCUAUGCCUCAAAAUCCAUAUCGCCAACAAUGUGGCAAGCCUUUGAGCUGAUGCACAAAACGUUCAAAGACGGCGCCGAACUGUACCUAGAAGACAUGCUGCCUGCUCUAGACAACUUCGUUACUUACGGUCAGCAAAGGUUCAUCGAACACCCACCAUACCUGGCAGCAAUAGCCGGUAUGGUCCGAGACAUCUUCUCCGAUCCCAAGGUCGGAGGUGUGGAUCGCAUCUGCGGAUGCAAGCUGGCCGAGGCCAUGAUGCUGAAUCUUCGAGGUGGCCCUCUCGACAGCUACAUACCGACUUUUGUGACCUUGCCCAUGGAGGUUUUGACCAGCGCACAAGCCAAGACAGUGAUCAAAAGUUACAAACUGCAUCUGGUAGAGAUGGUUAUCAACUGUCUCUAUUACAAUCCCAUUCUGGCACUCCAGGUCCUUGAAUCACAUGGUUGGACCAACAAAUUCUUCUCGAUCUGGUUCGGCAUGAUUGACAAUUUCCGCCGGGUCCACGACAAGAAACUUUGUCUUGCGGCCAUCUGCUCCCUCCUCACCAUCCGUGCCGACCAAGUUCCUCAUUCUGUCCAAACCGGCUGGCCACGCCUUCUGACUGGGGCAACUUAUCUCUUCCGAACUCUUCCCGCUGCGAUCAAGCAACGGGAGGAGGCUGUCAAAGCCUCUGACGGCGUGUCUGACACGAUAUCAGACUAUGGGUCGGACGACGAAGCUGAAGAUUGGGCUGACGAACCUGGCGCCGAGGGGCAGGAAUGGGGUAACGUGAGUGCGGCCUCUUUACCGGAUACCAAAGGUGAUAUCAAAGACGAAUCACAGGCCUAUCUGGACUUCCUCAGCGAAGAGGCCAAGAAAUUUGGCGCUCUGGCAGAUGAUGACGAUGAUAGCGUCCUCGACGAUGACAGCCUUCUGGAGAGCCCGCUGGACAAGUUCGAUCCUUAUUCCGCGUUCAAGGAGUCUUUGGACACGCUCCAGGCAGAACAGCCCCAGCUAUAUCAAAACUUGACGGCGAUCUUGGAGCAAGGAGACCGUGACGUCUUGCAGAGUGUUGUGAACCAUGCCGCUGCGACCCAGGCUGCUCAAGUCCAACAAGCCCAGGCACAGGGAUAACAUCGCUGGAAUCAUGAUAUCGGGAAGAUGCGAAGUCUUCCAUUCGAAUCUGCGAAUUGUGAAUAGCGAGCGGCCGAUGUGGUACAAGCUGUGUUCAUGGGGUUCUGGCUUGAGGCGCUACCGAGAAAGAGGAGAUAUCAGUUCUACAUGAGCGUGAAGAGCAAGCGUUGAUUUUGUACUAUGGGGUUCACGUUGACCGGCUGCUAUAGCGGUGCCGGCGCCCUGUUGCGGAUCUUUGGUUCAAGCAAUGCUCCGGUGCUCUUUCGGGUGUGAAGGAAGUCGAAGAUUUGCAGGUUGCAAGCAGCACUAGUUUCAACAUUUCAAACCUCUGCUGAGUGGGCGGUUGUAUGGCGACCUGAUCGACGCUGCCUGGGAGAGUUGCUUCGCGACACGCAAUCCCCCGGGACAGGGAACAUCCAAAAUUUCGAGGUGCCGCAGCCUUGAAGGUGGGUUAAUGAGUGGUGUUGAGAGAUUCUUCCCACGUCCACAUUCAGUGGGCAAGAGCCUCGUCCGCCCAAAGCUGGCCCUCCCCGGACCCCUCAUGUCUGGCUUCCAGAUAUCGAGUGUCCACGAGGGAUGUAUCUUGUGGGAGCGGACCAGGGACUCUAGGCAUAGCAGGGAAGGGUCCCAAGAGAUAGAACAAGUUAUAUCAAUAUCACUUUGAACCGUCUAGUUAUAGUUGACCAUACACGUUGAUCCCGCAAUCGAACUACCACCUCUUGCCAAC